Molecule: messenger RNA, 3290 nt
Organism: Lutzomyia longipalpis
Lineage: Eukaryota; Metazoa; Arthropoda; Insecta; Diptera; Psychodidae
Gene: grn
Product: GATA-binding factor C
Exons: 10
Coding region: 1155-2795 (546 amino acids)
Biological process (GO): positive regulation of transcription by RNA polymerase II; cell fate commitment; negative regulation of transcription by RNA polymerase II
Molecular function (GO): zinc ion binding; RNA polymerase II cis-regulatory region sequence-specific DNA binding; DNA-binding transcription factor activity, RNA polymerase II-specific
Source: RefSeq, a predicted model, not a curated record
AGUCGGUCCAAGACCGUUGUCGUGUUUGCGUGUUUUUAUAGCUCGCGUCGCGCUCGCGUUUAGUCCCAAACAACACUGUAACAGAACAAAAUUCUCUUUAACAUUUAAAACAUUUUUUUUUUACAAAUGGGAUUGCAUAUUUUUGACAUUGAAUUACUCGUAUGUUUAUUUAUGUGUUAAUUUGUGUAAAUAAUGAGGUUAGGAAUAUUGCUUGAAUGGUCUGCGACGACUGCAAGACUCUGGCGCCUAAAAUCUUUCCAUCACCAAUGACCUGGGUGUCAGACAUCGUCAUAACAAUAGAAUGUGUCCAAAGUUAAAAUUCCCAACUAUGUGCUACUCAUACUAACAGUGCAUCCCUUAUUUCUCUUUAGUUCAGUGCAAAAAAAAAGAAUAAAUAAAUAAAAAAAAACGUCGAAAGAGCAAUUUCGAUGAGUGACUCACAGUGGAUAUCGGAUCAAUGUAGGGCAAAACCUAGUUUAGGCUAUUAAGACGGGAGAAAAAAUCUUUUUUUUUUAUGUGAUAUGAUAAAAAUUGAGAAACUGCGAGUUUUUCAUCCAUUAAGAGCUAAAAUUUUGAAAUUUAAAACCGUCGUUUCGGAGGUAUAUAAAUAGCAAAAAUGUAUAGAGUGGCUAUUAUGCGACAUGUGAAAAAAUUGCGUUUAUUGCCUCUCAUAUGAAUAAAACGACUCGGGAUUUUUUUCUUGCUUACAAUUUAUUUCACUCAUUUUAUGCACAACACGAAUUUGAUUUAAAACGUGCAUCAUAAAAGAGACGUGGAGUGUCCGAUUGAGGUAGAGAUCUCCACUAAUUAUGACAGUUCUAUUUUUCGAAAGUUUUCACCGCAUGGGAUUCAACCGACAAAUUCAGUGAAGAUCGAAGAGUAUUUAAUGAUAUAGCAUUAUAAAUUUAACUGCAACAUUAAAAAGAAUUUAACGGGCGAGUAGCUAGGAGGAACAUAUAAACGCUAAAAAGUGUGAGAGACAGAUUGCAGAAAUAUUUAGAUAUCAAAAGUAACUCCUGAACUGGCAGAGUUUGCCCUGAAUUUGCCCACAAAAUAUAAUCCGUUUGUGUUAAUUUUCCGCGAGUUUUCCGUGUGCAACUGUGUUUUCGGGAUUGUGGCAACUGGAAGGCAUCCUCCCAUCGGAGCUGUACACCAUGGAUAUGACAUCAACGGCGGAAGCCGCCCGGUGGUAUGACAACCCACGCCUGGGCGGCUCGCCAAAUGCGGGAGCUGCAACUGCAAGUGGGGCUCAUCAGGCUGCGACUGGUGGCGUCGAUACGUCCGACAUGGGCGCCUUCUAUGCAUUAGAAAAUGGGGGGCAUCGGAGGUACUAUUCAACCGGAUAUACACCUCACGACACAUUUCAUCUUUCAAGCCGAGCCGCUCACUCUGCACACCAAUAUUCGUUACAAUCUAGAUCGUCAACAGCAUCUAGAAUGCCAUCAUCUCAUACCUCACCGCAAGUAUGUAGGCCACAUUUUCAUGCACCUAUCCCAUGGUUGAGUGAACCAAAGCUGUCAACGCCUGGUAGUCCGUGGGGAAAUCCUUUCGCCUGUCCACAAGAUCCACAGGACAAGGUUAGUCAAGUGCAAAGUCAUCAAACGGGUCAACAUUUGUUCUCGUUUCCACCUACCCCACCGAAGGACUCCACACCUGAUUCAGUACAAACGGGACCAGCAGAAUAUCAGGCGGCAGUGAAUGCAUUUAUGCAUCAAGCACAGGCGUCAACAACUACCUCAGUCACUACAGGCGAGACGAACUGUGCUCUGGAUGUGAAACCACAAAUCCCAAAUGGUGCGCAAUCAGCCCCAAAACAGCGUGAAGGUACGACAACGGCCAACAACAACAAUACCACCAAUAGCAAUAAUAAUAACAAUAGCAGUAGCACAAGUUUAAAUGGAGGCGGCGGCGGCGGCCUCUUCGACGCAUCCCAGAGUGCCGCCGCGGCUGCCUAUGCUGGAUAUGAGAGCAGCGGCUAUGGCUACCACCAAAGUGGAGCGGGCACGUUCCAGUCGGGCCCAACGCGGCCCACAAUGAAUAGUCCCCACACGAAGCCCCAGCGAAAUAAAGCGAGAACAAGUGCUGAGGGUAGAGAAUGCGUAAAUUGUGGUGCAACCUCAACGCCACUGUGGCGAAGAGACGGUACUGGACAUUAUUUGUGUAACGCCUGUGGAUUGUAUUAUAAAAUGAAUGGACAAAAUAGACCACUUAUUAAACCUAAACGAAGACUGUCACUCCAAAGUGCCGCCAGAAGAGCGGGAACCUCUUGUGCAAAUUGCAAAACUACAACUACAACCCUAUGGCGACGAAAUUCAAGUGGUGAACCCGUUUGUAAUGCCUGUGGACUUUAUUUUAAGCUACACAAUGUAAACCGGCCAAUGACGAUGAAGAAGGAGGGUAUUCAGACGCGGAACCGAAAGUUGUCAUCAAAAUCCAAAAAGAAGAAAGGCGGAGGCGGGUGUAUCCCACUUGGUGGUCAUCUGGGGCUCGGUGGUGGCGUUGGUGACAUCAUGAAACCUCUGGAUCCGUCUAAAGCGUUUGCCGGAAGCUUUUCAGCUUCAAUGGUUUAUCCCGCAGGACAACACGGCCAUUUGUCAGGCGGCCUACAUCCUGCCCAUGCUCACAUGCACAGUGGUUGGUAUGCGAGCGGUAUGGGGGCAUUGGGUGCUUCUGGGAGUCUACAGGGUGGCUUCUCUACAACAGGAAGCCUUGGAGGCGGUGUCGUACCACAUUCACAAUCCUAUCAUCUAGCUGGACUUGGUUCAAUGGGUUCAUGGCGGUCAGAUUAUACGUGAUGGAGUGAUAACAGCCUAAAUAGUAAUAUCUUCACGUUUGGAUCAUCAUCAGCGUCGUGUAGUAAAUCACUACAAAAAUAUGAAUCAAGUACAAAUUACUGAAUUUUAAUCAUUUUUUUUCUUCUUCUUCUUAAUUCUAUCCCACUCGCAUCACCUUCUUCCCUACGCGUUCUCGCAAUUUUUUUUUGAUCGCCUUGUUUGCCUCUUUGUUCAUAUGUGAUGACUAUAUAUAAUAAAUUAAAUAAUAAAUACUUUGCAAAAUGUAAAGAGAAUAAAAUUUAAAAUGAAUUUCACCCUUGACUGCCAAUUGAGGAAUUUCUUAUAUUUUUUCCGGAGGAAAUGUUGACAGAGACACCUUCAAAUGCUAAAAGAUACAAAAUUCUAUAUCAGGCAAAACAUGUGGAAUUGUGAAAUAUUACUGUAGUAUAUUACGUAAAAAAGAAGAAAAAAAAAGAAACAUCAAGCAGCAAAACACUGACCAUCCAGCCAACAAAA